Molecule: messenger RNA, 5486 nt
Organism: Branchiostoma floridae (Florida lancelet)
Lineage: Eukaryota; Metazoa; Chordata; Leptocardii; Amphioxiformes; Branchiostomatidae
Exons: 3
Coding region: 1716-4175 (819 amino acids)
Source: RefSeq, a predicted model, not a curated record
CAAAGUACAAUACAACCGUCGCUAUCUGCGGCUAUCAACACUUUAUCUUCAAAACUUAUCUUGCUUGGAGUGACUAAAUGUUGAUAUCCAACAUAAAACAUAACGUUAUGCGUUAUUCUGGUCCAUUUUUUUACCGAACAUCCAACCAGCGUGGCGAUAAUAAACUCCCAUUUUUCUCUUUUCUCCGGUGUCAUAACAAUUUCAUCUAACCUCUGACCCGUGGGAAAAUCAGGUCAUCAUGUGACUGACAAGCGAUUGUUCACACAGACCCACACAGACCCACUAACGCCUUACCCUGGGUGCGAGGAGUUCAAAAUACGUUGACACAAGCAAGCGCCGUUGAGGGAGGUCAGUGUCGGUGCACAGGCGCUGUCGUGUGACCGCAGAGACGUUUUCUGUUCAGCAUCGCAGAGAAACAUGAUCAAGUCGACAACAUUACCAGUGCCUCCCCGGAGGGUGAUGAGAUACAUCCUCUACAGCGUCAUAGGAAUCGUCGUCGUCACCCUGGUCUACAGAAGCAUCGGCGACAACCUGCCAGAGAAGAUGCGCCAUGCUGUGCAGAUCGCCUCGGAAAAGACAUCCAGGGGAUGCCGCCUGGACAGCGUCGUGUAUCCCCCAGUCAUCCCCAUCCACGCGCCGCUUCCAGUCAAAGUAGAGGUCACCGGCAUACAUGGUCGUCACGCUCCUCGGGCGGAGGCAACGAUUUUAGCCAAACUUAAGGGCGCUGAAGGCAUCGGAUCUGAAUUCAUCUUGUAUUACGGCAUCGGUUCUGUUGUCCUGGCCUUACCCAAGCCCGGAGUUUGGGUAGUGUCCGUAAAAGUGGACAAGUACAUCGCACAGGACUCUGCCGAGGACGGCGAGGCGGAGAUGUGCUCGCGCACUUUCUCAGUACAGGCAGUACACCUCCGUCAAACGAACAUUCCAGUCAGAAAAGUUUCAGAAGCUUCUCUUCGCGUGGAUAAAAAUAAAAACGUUGUUUGGUCGAAUGGCAUCAUGGUCAUCGAAGGGAGCCCGAGGAUCCCAGAAGACGUAACGUUGACCGUGAAACCAGGUGUGGUCAUCCUCAUGACCCCAGGGUCACGUCUUGACGUCAUCGGUCGGGUGAAUAUGGGGAGAGAGGGGGGCGAUCCGGUCCUCUUCACAGCAAUGCCGGACGGAGAGGGAAAGGUAAUGCCGUGGGACCAGGUCACAUUUCAUCGUGGUUCCAAGGGCGACCUUCACAACACCUGGCUAACACACGGCGGCAGCACGAAGAGCCCCAACUUUGGCAGUCUGGACACGACGCCGGUAGUUCAUGUCCAGAAAGAUGCCGCCGUAAGUUUUCACGGAGGGGGCCUGGUAGACAACGUUGGCGAGGCCAUCAGAGGAGACGUUUGUCGCAUUGCCAUACAGGGGACGGUCAUCGCAAGGUGUGCAGGGGGUGGUUCGGCAAGAGAGGCUGUGGUUACCAUGGAGAAUGUCCACGUCACUGAGAUUAGUCUGGAUCAGAGAAUCAUGGCAGAUUUCACAAAAGACGCGUUCUCCUUCUUCUCUCCUCGAACAAUCGCUAAUCCGUCCGACGUUUCGGUGAUUUCUAACAGCGUCUUCGCGGUUGGAGGCGGUCUGGGUAUAACCAUAAGGGCUCUAACUUCGUCGUGCAGUCAACAAUCAUCGAGAACUUUCACCGGGCUUGCGUUCUGACGUCAGGCGAGAAGAGCCAGGUCACUUUGAAGAAUAUGAUCAUUCGGAACUGCGCGAUCGGACUGCGUGUUGGGUACGGUAAGAUGAAUGUAACACUGGACAACUCCGUGAUAGUUAACAACAAAGUCGGCGUCUGGUACGGAGAAGACGGCGUAGAUAACAUGGGUACCUUAGACAUCCACAAUGUUCUAGCCAUAGGAAACUCGGAGAAAAACCUCAAGGUUUACAGCGACGGGGUGGAGCGCACCAACACCGACCGGGGGUCUGACAACGUGCGACUGCGGUGCUUUUUCGUGAACACCGAGUCGACGAAACGUACGCCGAAAUCCAAGUUUUCCCUGCCCCAACGAAUGCCAGAGAAGCCCUGCCGACAACCCGACAUCUAUCUGGACCACACAGAAUGUCAGAUCAACGUGGAGGUGCCGCGAGCCGAAUGUCUGUGGGCAGACUACAGCCCGGAACCGCUGGUGGACGCUCGCCUGGAGAGGAUAGACCUCUGUUCGAACUGCUGUGAGGAGACGACACAGGAACUGACGUUCGGGAGCUACGACCACUGGCGCCUGAAGGACAUAAAUGAUCUGAAGGACGCGUCUAUCAGCACGGAGGGUAGCGCGCCGGGGGCGGAGUGCGGACUUUCCUUCUCCGCAGACUUCUUCCAGUACACGGACAGCCAAUGUUUGAAAAGUAAGAUCCGUAUCAAGUCGGUCUUCAGCAACAUAUCCCACAACCAGGCAGAAAGUCAUUUGAGAGAGCUGAAAACCUACUACUUCGACCGGGUCCUACAGUUUCAUCUGACUCCGCCGUCUUUUGGACUCAUGCUCGACUUUUCGCACAUCCUAGAUUCCAAUGCCUCCGCCUUCAUUGACAAAACCAUGAGUUGUGGCUUGAGCGACAAUGACGGCAAUCAGGUGUCCUCGUUCGUCACCGCAUGGGUGCCUGAUAUCGGGAUGUACAUGAAGUUAUCUGUGCAGUUAGCAGAUUUAGUCCACCCGAAGAACUUCUACCCUUACGUGGUAUUUCUGUACCUGUCCAACUGCAUGAAAUCCGGACACUCCCACUUUGCCAGUAAAGAGACUUUCGAUUACCUUCUCAUCGACAACGAUCGGUGUUUCGUGCCGGAGAGAGUCACGGCCCUGAACUUUACUUUUCACUACCGGAAACGGCUACUCGUACUGACGGACACGUUAUUCUCUGGGACACACGUCUGCGACGUGCCAACAGAUAUAAUCAAUAAGUUCAAACAUGCCAACGCCAUAUCAUCAAAAGUGCCAAGUUUAGGAAGUCAGCUCAGAGAAGAAGUUGUGAAAGACGAGGAAAUGGGGCCGCUGAUAUUGAAGGAAAACCCAGAGAUAUACGAAGAAAUCGAUGGUCGCGUGUCCACCCUGUUAGCUCACUACCACAGGACUUGUGACGAAUACAACGCAGACAAAUACAAUCCUAUCCUGACAAAGGUUUAUAAGACAGGGACAAUCCAGUACGCGUACAUGGUCCAGGGAAGGGACUACAUGAUCGCCAAAUUCGAGGAUGACCACAUCGGUUACCUGAAAGCCGUGGGAACGUCAGCGCGGCAGCACAUCGGAGGCGAAAUCAUGAACGGUGGCUUUGCCGAGCUCGUGGCAUACCACAUUGAUCGCCUGAUGGAGCUCGGCCGUACCCCGGUUGUCGCUUCCCGUCGCCUGUUUCUCGACAACUCUAUCCUCCUCAAAGGUAUAAUCGAACCGGAUGGCGACCUUCUACACGACUACACGUCAAAUAAGUUCACGUUGGAGAAGUUCCUGUCGGAAGUUAAAAACGGGGACAAAGAUGUGGAUAAGACAAUCCAGUGGGUCGCAAACCAGAUGAAAACGGUGGACGGAGCUCCGUUCUUGGACAUUGUGGUUGUUGGGAGAGUCAAGUCCCUACGAGUUGAUAUAGACUUGAACCCUAAGAUAAAGGACUUUCUAGCGCACCGCAUCUCCUUCAAUGACCUUGAAGACGCGGGCGUGACGCGUCAGAUGACGUGGGAUCUCACUAACACCAUCGUGUUCGAUUUCCUAACGCACAACCCGCAGCGCACCGCCCUGGCGACGUCGGAACUGCGUCACGUCAUCUACGACAACAGACCCGCGUUCUCCCCGUCCAUUCCGACCGCGGUUUGUGACUCUAUCCUGCGCUGCCAUCCGGCACUAUACAACAAGCCCCCCUCCCCCAACCCCCACGGUCCAAUCGCCUGCCCUGCGGCAUGUUGGCGAGAAGAAGACGACCUGGCUGGAAACUGUAAAUUUAGGAAACACGUCUUGGAUCGCUUUUACAACUAUGAGACAAACACGUCCAGAGUCGACGAAUUUGUGAAUUCUCUGAAGAAAGCCUUGGCUAAGGAAGCUUUGGACGUCCAGUCCAUCGAAAACUAUUUUGGACAGGUAGACUUGUACACCGGACUGCAGGAGAGGAUAUCGUACUUUCUAGGUCACGUGGAGAAAUGUCACAAACAAUAUGGGGACAAUACUAUAAUCUAAUUCUGUUCGUAAACAGCGUCGAAGCGGUGCUAACGUUUUAAACGGUAAUACAUUGUACAUUUGAUCUUUAAAACAAGAUCUGCUCACAUUUUCAAAGGAAUGUCGUGAUGUCGCGUGCGACACUGCGUUUAGAUUAGAGGGACAAUAUAGAAUGCUCGAACUUCCAUUUGGUUGCAGGCCCUACAUACAGAAAAUCACAACAUCGUAGCCAACUUGGUGCAGACAACAGACUGUGUGUUUCAGAAUCUAUCCUUUAUCAUGCAUCUUCGUUGGAAAGUCAAUUCCAGUGUCAUCCUGAAGUAAAUUCAUCAUCCUAUCGAUUUUGGAUGAUUCUCUACUUAUCAUAUUGAUCAUAUUAUGUCAAUUGAUUAGGUCAAUAGCCAUAUCAAGCUGUACAUGGAAUCGCGAGAGUACAAAUUUACUGUCGUUAAAACGAUCUAGGUACCUUAGAAGUGAUGGCUAGUCUAUCUAAUUUUAUUUCAUCUUGAUUUUUUCUAGUUUAGUAUAAUUUGAAUUUAAUUGAGCCGUGUUACAUUACUUUUAGAGAAUCAGCAAUGGCAACGAACGUAGCAAUGCAGUGUCGUAAAAGGGGGUGUUUAGUAUCUUUGAAUGGAUGUUUAGUCUAUUCUACUUUAAUUUCAGUUUAUUCUAUCCAGUCUUGCGUUAUCUAAAUUCAAUUUGAAUGAGCCGUGUUAUGUCACACUAGAGAAUCAAUUUGAAUGAGUCGUGUUAUGUCACACUAGAGAAUCAAUUUGAAUGAGUCGUGUUAUGUCACACUAGAGAAUCAAUUUGAAUGAGUCGUGUUAUGUUACACUAGAGAACUGUCAAUGGUAACGAACGCACAAUGUUGUGAAGUUAGAAAUUUAAUUCUAUUUUAUUUUAUUCUAUUCCAUCUUAUUUAGCCAAGUGUAGUCUAAAUCAAAUAUUACUUGAGUCGUGUUACAUUAUUCUGGAGAAUACAUAAUGGCAAUGAACGGACAAUGUAGUGUUGCGAAAACUACCUUGUAUCUUUAGUCUAGUUAUGUUUUAGUAGGUCUAGUUACUUUAUCUAACCUAGUACACUAUGAAAAAUCUUAUUUUGAUUGGAAUUCAAUUUAAACAAGCUGUGUUAUAUUACUAUAGAGAAACAUCAAUAACAAUACAAAUGUAAUGUCUUUAAAACAACCUAGUACCUUAAAGGGGAUGUUUAGUCCAUUUUAUUUUAUUCUAUAUUUAUCUUAUUCUAUCUUGAAGUUAUUUAGUUUACUGAAGGUUAUAAUUUGAAUGAGCUGCAACUUUAAAAGAAGUACAUUAAAAGGGAUGUUAAGUCUA